UUAAAUUGUGAAGGCGACCCUUCUGUUCUUAUCCAGGCCACGAUCCCCCGUCCUCGUUUUCAGUUCCCCACGAUCGGAGACUAGAGUGACAAUGUCGACGCUUGUAGUUCCUGAGUUGGUUCCCUCUGUCACUGAAGACUGCGAGCAACUCAGAAAAGCUUUCGCAGGAUGGGGCACAAAUGAGAGGUUGAUCAUAGACAUACUGGCUCACAGAAAUGCAGCACAACGCAAGUUAAUCAGAAAAACUUAUGCUGAAACUUAUGGAGAGGACCUUCUCAUAUCUCUAGAUAAAGAACUUUCAAGUGAUUUUGAGAAAGCAGUGCUGAUGUGGACAUUGGAUCCUGCUGAACGUGAUGCAUUCUUCGCCAAUGAAGCUACAAGGAGAUGGACGUCAAACAACUGGGUUCUUCUGGAAAUAGCUUGUACAAGGACUUCACAGGAACUAUUCUUGGUUAGGCAAGCCUAUCAUGCUCGUUUUAAGAGAUCCCUUGAGGAAGAUGUUGCAUAUCAUACAACUGGGGACUUCCGGAAGCUUUUGGUACCUCUUGUGAGCUCCUACCGUUAUGAAGGACAAGAGGUGAACAUGACACUUGCAAAAUCAGAGGCUAAAGUACUCCAUCAAAAGAUUUCGGAGAAGGCUUACAACGAUGAGGACCUUAUCAGGAUUCUGACAACAAGGAGCAAAAUACAGCUUAAUGCAACAUUGAACCACUAUAACGAUGAAUUCGGGAAUCCCAUCAACAAGGAUUUGAAAGCCGAUCCCAAAGAUCAGUUCCUAGCAGCAUUGAGGGCCGCGGUGAAGUGCUUGACCUAUCCUGAGAAGUACUUUGAGAAGGUUCUUCGAUUGGCGAUCAACGGAUUGGGAACAGACGAAUGGGCUCUUACUAGAGUGGUUACUACUCGGUCUGAGGUGGACAUGAAGCAGAUAAAGGAAGAGUACUAUCGAAGGAACAGUGUCACUCUGGAGCGUGCUAUAAGCGGCGACACCUCGGGGGAUUACGAAGCAAUGCUUCUAGCUCUGAUAAUAGGACAUGGAGAAUCUUGAGCUGAGUCUCAUAUGUAUUCAGUGUGUUUCUUGAUAUCAGUUACGCAAGACCAGACCAUAUCUACCCGUACGUGUUUCUGCUUAUCCGUUUGUUUCUGAUCUCCGAGCCCCCCCUUUAUGUUACUUAAUGGUUUGUUGGGCAUGGGCCAAAAUUUAGUAUCCUAUGUGGUUCCACAGUUGCUUUUUCUAUAUGAAUAGAUUAACCCAAGGCUGGAUUAAUAGGGAAUAUACGUACGUAUCGAAGUGGAUUUACUUGUCGUUGGUUAAAUGGUUCAAGGGGGGGAUGUUUUGCAUAUGAAUAGUGUUUCGUUUCUUGUGGAAGAUGUUAUGACGGAGCUCCCCUUUUUGAUAGUGUUUGUUGGUCUUAUGUUUGAUAGAAUUUGGGCUUCUGUAGUGUUUGCCCAUUAUCUAUCUCGUAGUGCCAGUCAUGAUGUGUGGUACUAUUCUCCGCUCGAGUGGUUACGGUCGUGUACUCGUCUCAGUGUUUGUGUGAACUUUGAGCGUAGCUCUGGUGUUUUACAA
Nelumbo nucifera (sacred lotus) is the source of this 1567-nucleotide messenger RNA. Its product is annotated as annexin Gh1-like. The record is from RefSeq and is a predicted model, not a curated record. Gene Ontology annotation, cellular component: cytoplasm; plasma membrane. Gene Ontology annotation, molecular function: calcium ion binding; phosphatidylserine binding; calcium-dependent phospholipid binding. Lineage: Eukaryota; Viridiplantae; Streptophyta; Magnoliopsida; Proteales; Nelumbonaceae. Gene Ontology annotation, biological process: response to heat; response to cold; response to salt stress.